ACCGGGGCAUUGUAAGAAUCACAUCAUUCCGGCGGCUGGCAAGGUCUCUGUCGAAGUUUGGUAUUUAUACUGCGAUACAUCAUCACAGUUCAGUGCCGAGAGAUCGAACUGGAAACCGGCUUCAUACAUAUCAACUUACGAGGUAGAUGCGGUUAGGGACUGUUUCGUCGUCAACUGCUAUAUACGAGUAAUCAUCGUGACUUCUACCUCACCCACAUAGGAGGCGCCAUCUUCUUUACAAAAAUGAGGCUCGAUGGUGGUGCUGUUCGUAACUUUUUGGAGUAUCACAACACUUUUUCUCUUCGUUGAUCUGACUGGCCGACCACGAUGGGUUUUGAAGUUCAAAACACAGCCAGGUGUUAACCAACCUGUAACACUAAGCAGUUUGAAGAAACCACUGUUGACAGCAUUGUUUAAUUUUAUCUUCAUCUCUGGACCAAUAGCAGUUGGAGUUUUCUUUUUGCAAAAAUGGCGUGGUUGUGAUUUGUCGUUCUCGCUACCCAAUCCGGUUUCCUUUCUCAGAGACUUUAUCAUAGGCAGUGUCAUUCACGAAGUGGGGUUCUACUAUUCACACAGGUUGCUGCACCACCCCCUGCUGUACAAGUGGAUCCACAAGAAACACCACGAGUGGACCGCCCCUGUCAGUUUGAUCUCGGUGUACGCGCACCCCGUUGAGUACGUCUUCUCCAACGUCAUGCCGCUCGUUGUGUCGCCGCUCGUGUGCGGCUCCAACCUGGUCACCACGUGGCUGUGGUACCUCACCGCCAUGACAGUCACCUCCAUACACCACUCCGGAUACCACCUGCCGUUCCUCACGUCGCCAGAGUUCCACGAUUUUCACCAUCUCAAAUUCAACACAAACUAUGGAACUUUUGGUUUCUUAGACUGGUAUCACGGCACCGACAGCAAGUUCAGAAAAAGCAAGCAAUUUCAGCGGCACAAGAUUAUAUUUUCAUCUUCACAAAUGCUACGCUCUUGAACACAUAAAAUAUAUCCCAACAACAGGUGUACAGAUGUCAAUUUUCAGUAUUCAAAUAAAGCAGGCGCAGACCUGGUUUUGCUGAGGGGGCUAGUGCCCCUAUUUUUUCGUAUUCAUAAUUUAAAUCCCCCCCCCCCCCCCCCCAAAAAAAAAAAGAAGAAAAAAAAAAAAAAAGCCUGUUCAAACACCAUUUACCAUGCCCAGUGCCCCACUUUCACAGACCCCUGGUACAGAACCUGCACAGGCAUCACUUUUUUUGUUUAACGACACCACUAGAGCACAUUGAUUUAUUAAUCACCAGCUAUUGGAUGCCAAUGGUAACUCUGACAUAGUCUUAGGGAGGAAACCCACUAAUUUAGAAAGGGAUCUUUAUAUGCACCAUCCCACAGACAGGAUAACACACCACAGCUUUUGAUAUACCAGUAAUGGUGCACUGGCUGCAAUGAGAAAUAGCCCAAUAGUUCCCAAUUUUUGAGCUGAACAUACAUUUUACAUUUAUAUAAAGCAUGUAACAGCCUAAAUAAACCUGAUGUAGAUU
Molecule: messenger RNA, 1517 nt
Organism: Gigantopelta aegis
Lineage: Eukaryota; Metazoa; Mollusca; Gastropoda; Neomphalida; Peltospiridae
Product: fatty acid hydroxylase domain-containing protein 2-like
Exons: 5
Coding region: 254-979 (241 amino acids)
Biological process (GO): sterol biosynthetic process
Molecular function (GO): iron ion binding; C-4 methylsterol oxidase activity
Source: RefSeq, a predicted model, not a curated record